Molecule: messenger RNA, 1369 nt
Organism: Carya illinoinensis
Lineage: Eukaryota; Viridiplantae; Streptophyta; Magnoliopsida; Fagales; Juglandaceae
Product: MADS-box protein JOINTLESS-like
Exons: 9
Coding region: 311-976 (221 amino acids)
Biological process (GO): positive regulation of transcription by RNA polymerase II
Cellular component (GO): nucleus
Molecular function (GO): protein dimerization activity; RNA polymerase II cis-regulatory region sequence-specific DNA binding; DNA-binding transcription factor activity, RNA polymerase II-specific
Source: RefSeq, a predicted model, not a curated record
CUCUCUCUCUCUCUCUCUCUCUCUCUCUCCGUUUUUCAUUUACGGAAAUGCCUUAUCCCUAGUAGACUUGUAGGGGAUCUGCUAGAUUAAUUGACUUUUCGUGUGAAGGGUGGCUUGAAUUUUAUCUUCUUUUUCCCUUUUUUCCCCGGGGAUCCAGGGGGAGAGCAAACCCAGUUUGAUUCUUUGGUUUUUUUCAAAAGAUCGGUCUUCCAUCUAUUCUUAUCUCAACGAUUUAUACUCUCUCUGUGAAAAGAGAACUGCUUAAUUUGAUGCCAGUUUACGUCUGUCGUCGGACGAUUUUUCCUGGAAAAUGACGAGAAAGAAAAUUCAGAUCAAGAGGAUCGAUAACACCACAGCACGGCAGGUGACCUUCUCUAAGAGGAGGAAGGGACUUUUUAAAAAGGCUCUGGAGCUCUCAACUCUCUGCGAUGCUGAAAUAGCGCUCAUUGUCUUUUCGGCUACGGGAAAGCUCUUUGAUUACGCCAGCCCAAGUAUGCAGGAGGUAAUUCAGAAGCUUGAUCUGCAUUCAGAGAAUAUUGACAAAAUGGACCAACGUCCAUCUCUUGAGCUACAGCUUGAGCGCAGUACCUGCACCCUGUUGAACAAGCAAAUCGUGGAGAAGGCUCGUGAACUGAGGAGGAUAAAGGGCGAAGAGCUGCAAGGAUUGGGUAUUGAAGAAUUGUUGGAACUAGAGCAGAUGCUUGAUGUAAGCAUGAGCCUUGUUUCAAAAACAAAGAAUAACAGAUUUCUAGAAGAGAUCAAGGCCCUUGAGUGCAAGAGCGCAGAACUGAUGGACAAGAACCAGCAACUCAAACAGGUGGAGAAUGUGUUUAACGCCCAAACACACAAUCUACUUGAACAAGGUCAGUCAUCUGAGUUAGCCACCAAUAUCUGCAGCUCAGCUGCUCCUAUUCAAGACUCUGACAUAUCCAACACUUCUCUCAAGUUGGGGUUACCUUUCCCCGACUUAUUUUGAAAGAUAAAAGAAGAUCAAGAGUGCAAGGAUUUACAUUUUUCCAGCUGGAAAACAAGCAUCAUGGCUAAGUAUAUAUAAAACCCAGCUCAGUUCUAGUUCUAGAGUAGUUAAAUUCCUGCAAUCUCCCAAUUAUGUAUAGGGUGAUAAGCUGAAGAAGCAUAACUAUCAUGUAAUGGACGCAUCAAGGGGCCAAUUUGUUUCUAUGGAAAGUAAAGUCGGGGGGAAAUAAGAUCAUCAACGAAGGGGUUGAUCAGUGUUGGGAAAUGUGGCAAGAUAUGUCGAGUUGACAAUGAUGACAUGCAUAUAAAUAUGCCAUGGCUGUAGCAGGAGGAUAGCUACCGACAAGAUCAAAUGAUCUUUUUAUUUAUGUAUUUCUCUUUUUUUUCCUUUUCA